This is a messenger RNA of Penicillium subrubescens, 2110 nucleotides long. Its product is annotated as Clr5 domain-containing protein. Bases 100 to 1902 code for a protein of 600 amino acids. NCBI's taxonomy places the organism in Eukaryota, Fungi, Ascomycota, Eurotiomycetes, Eurotiales, Aspergillaceae. The record is from RefSeq and is a predicted model, not a curated record. The transcript is spliced from 2 exons.
CAACAACCGCCUGAUAAGAGCUGAGCUCCACCAUCAUUUCUCCGGGUUUCCUUUCCCCCACCAGACGCGCCUCCAUUGGGAGGGAGCGUCUCUGCGGUCAUGGUCUACGAUUGGGCUGGGAAGCGGGACAUCUGCUUCCAGAUGUACAUCCAGGAAAAGAAGGCCCUGGAAGAGAUCAUGGAGUACAUGAAAACUGCUUAUCAGUUUGCGCCGAGUAAGCGCGCCUACCAGACACAGUUCAAGCGAUGGGGGUUCCCCUCAAAACAAAAUCCUGCACACAAAAACGUCGAUCUCGUCGCCCGAGUCAAGGAGCUAUGGGAACAUAACACGAAUCAGCGCGAUAUGCUCCGCAUCUUGAACGAUGAGGGAUUCGCGAUUAAAGAGAGGGAAUUGAUGCGCGUUCGUGCGAAGAAUCGCUGGCUACUUCGCGUCCCCAAUGGCAUGAAAUCACAGCUCAGUGCUGAAACACGAAAUACACAGCCAGAUGAUGCAGGGCUUCUUGCGCUCCAGCAGGAAGUUUACAAACAGGAUGAGCCAUUUGAUACUGCCGACUCGAUCCCCGCCGAACCCAAUCCUACACCUGAUGAGCGCCCUUCAUCGCCCGCUCUGGCGCCGGAAGUUGUGGCGAAACGCAAAGAACGUCUGGACCGCCUGAAGUCAGAGAGCGCAGAGCGAUGGGCUUCCCGGAAACGACGUCGUCGUACACGUGGGUGGGCUGGGCUGCCUGCAGAUCCUCCGGGACCCCCUCGCUUCCCCUCGGAGACCACAAUCGAUGAGAGCAAGCAGUAUCUCAAUCUGGACAAUACGACAUAUCGCCAGCUAAGGGACCAUUUUCAACGGAUCUGUGAAGAAGCCGGGUUCAUCAAAAAGACAGUCGCUGGUCCGGAGCGAUGGCAGGCCGCAAAGGACAAAUUGAUACAGGAAUCUCCCCAUCUACAACAGGUAUUUAGCACGGAACCAACCCAACGCGAUGCCAAAGCUUUGGCUCUUGAUGUUGUGUGUACGGACGUGACCAAACGAAUGAGAACAUUGGAGCGGCGGAUGACUCUCGCCGAGGCCAAAAAUGCUUUGGGAGUCAACCCGGAGGAAAGUCGCCAGAUCCGUAACGCGUUCUACGAUACCCUCAAGGCGGAUCAUUUCACAAGCAAGCUCGAAGCGGGUGAUGAGCAUUGGGCAGAGUUGAAGGGACAAUGGAUUCAUAAUUCGCCCCUACUUCAACGCAUUCUUGAGCCAGGGCCGGCCGACCCUGAGCACGAAUACAAGUUGAAAGCCUUGGAAGUGCUCUGUCGGGACGUGAUGAAACGGCUACGAGACGACCAAACUAAGCGAGACCCGGCUCGCAAAAGAUCCACACCGCGAGCCAGCUCGCAGAAUACCGCGCCAUCCGGAAAUACUCCCGUUCAUAAUAUGCUGGACAACGGGAUCAGUAACGGAAUCAGUACCCUUGCAUCCCAAGCCCUCGCUAGUGCCCCCAUCUCCGCCAGCGAGCUUGGUGACAUGCAGAUCGAUCCCUCUCUGCUACAGGCCGCUAACGGCCCAUCUUCUUUCUCGGCGAAUCCACAACAUGAGGCGGGUAGUGCCUUUGAGUACAUGGAUCCAAUGCUUCAUUCUACACUACUCAAUACGACCGUCUGGUUCCAGAGUAGCCCCCAGAGUCAACUUCAAGGGGCACCAGCUAAGCCCUGGAUGGACAAGCUCGCCACUCGAUCCAUUGAGGAGGUGCGCCAGAUCAUCACUGGCCGUUAUCCUUACUCAAUCCUCAGCAAAAUCGAGGGCGUUGAUAAAGAUGAGCAUGGAAAUGAGAUGUUCUUUCCUGUUGACGAAGAUCACGAGUUGGAGGCCUACUUGGCACACAUCCAUGGGAGAAAGGCCUUGUUUGUCUUUACAGUCGGGCAAAUUUAAGGCAGACUGACAGAAGUUGCCUUGUAUUAAUGAAACAUUUAGACCCUGGGCUAUUCGAUAGCUAAAAGAUUGCAAAGAGGACUGAGAGUAAGGUGUUGAAAUGGGCUUCUGUAACCCUCGAGAGAAAUCAAAUACUUUGAAUGACAAAAGAGCCGGCUGAAAUCCGGCCGUACGAUUUACAAUAUGCUUCUCUUGUUCAGUAUGAAAG